Drosophila obscura is the source of this 913-nucleotide messenger RNA. Its product is annotated as serine protease 1-like. The record is from RefSeq and is a predicted model, not a curated record. The transcript has a single exon. Gene Ontology annotation, molecular function: serine-type endopeptidase activity. Bases 34 to 819 code for a protein of 261 amino acids. Gene Ontology annotation, biological process: proteolysis. Lineage: Eukaryota; Metazoa; Arthropoda; Insecta; Diptera; Drosophilidae.
AGUGGAGAGGGAGAGCACAGUUCCAGCAUAACUAUGAAGCUAUCGUGUGCCAUUCUAUUGGUGGCUUCUGCCUUGGCAUUUGCCAGCGGAAGUCCCGCGUCAAACCGUACUGAGCCAUCGGGCAGAAUCGUCAAUGGCUAUUCAGCCCCCGAGGGCAAGGCUCCCUACAUUGUAGGCCUGUUCCUGAAGACGGACGGCAGCAACAGCGGAGCCGUUGGCGCUGGCACCAUCAUAGCCAGCAAUUGGAUUCUGACUGCGGCCCACUGCCUCACCACCGACUCCGUUGACAUCAACUACGGCUCAAACUGGGGCUGGAACGGUCUGUACAAGCACAACGUGCGAAGGGAUAACUUUAUCCUUCACCCAGGCUUCGGCAACUCGGCUGGCCACGACAUCGGCCUCAUCCGCACUCCGGCUGUGGACUUCACCAAUCUGGUCAACAAGAUCCCUCUUCCGUCGUUCAACCAGCAGGGAGAACGCUUCGAGGGCUGGUGGUGCGUCGCUUGCGGCUGGGGAGGCAUGGACAAUGGCAAUCUCGCGGACUGGCUCCAGUGCAUCGACGUGCAGAUCAUCGGCAACAAUGAGUGCGCCCAGUCGUACGGCUCUGUGGCCAGCACCGACAUGUGCACCAGGCAGUCGGACGGACGAUCAGUCUGCGGUGGCGACUCCGGUGGCCCUCUGGUCACACAAGACGACCCUAAGCUCGUGGGUGUGAUAACCUUUGCCUCCGUCUCCUGCAAGAAUGGACCUUCCGGCUACACCCGUGUCAGCGAUCACUUGGAAUGGAUCCGCGACAACUCAGGAGUGGCCUAUUACUAAUGAGAGUUGUACUCUCCCAAAGGUCUGUCCAAUCGUUGCCUUUGAUCCGUGUUGAACGGAACAUAAUAAAAGUUAUUGUUCAAUGCUCUGCAAA